AUGGCGGCAUGGAUAGCCCAAGACCCUCCACCCCUGACCGGGCCCGCGUCCAAUAGAUUCACACGCCUCUUGGUCUUCCGGGAUCAUGGCGAGAUCUACCUGAUCGUUGCGAGUUUCAAUGCCGAGUACGUCGAGUACAUCUGUGCUCGCAGUGUUCGAAGAGUAACCAAGGAUUUAUUUCUCGAGCUGAACGAGUAUGGCCCGUUCUUCGUCAAAGACUCCAAGCACAUGAAGCAGUUGGGAACGAUCCGUCUGGCCGUCUCGAUUCAAGGCGGCUUAUAGUGCGUGUGCUUCUUCGCCAGGCCCACAGCUUUUGUUCAAGAUGAUGAUUUCGGCCCCAUCAGAUAGACAGUUUGGCGAUGACCUCUCCAGCGUGCAAGGCGUAUUCGGUUUCCGGUGUUAAGGGCGUAACUCCUACGAUGAACUGCUCUUGGCUAUCUUAUCAUAAGCACUCCUGAACAUGUAGGUUCCCUAUAGCAAUUGCUUUAAUAAAUUCACAAAGUCGGUCUAAUCUUGCGCUCAAUCAUUUUUGGCGUUUAUUGCUGGACUUGCAGGAUGGGAUAACAUGUAAACCCGAU
This is a messenger RNA of Fusarium verticillioides 7600, 578 nucleotides long. RefSeq lists its product as hypothetical. The coding region runs from base 1 to 282 and encodes 93 amino acids. NCBI's taxonomy places the organism in Eukaryota, Fungi, Ascomycota, Sordariomycetes, Hypocreales, Nectriaceae. The record is from RefSeq and is a predicted model, not a curated record. The transcript has a single exon.